AUUUCAUCAUUUCCAGCAUCCAUCCUCCUGUCGUUCUCUCGCUCUCCAUUACUCUCCCGUCCUCCCCCUCCCUCCUAGCUUUUCUGCAAGGUCAACCACAGCGAGUGCAACCACUUUUCGUUCUCUCGGGCGAAUAGGCAGCGGCGUGCUCUCGGAGAACGCUUGAGCUUGAGCAACCGCAGGCAACCAGCAUAGUACGUUCGCGUUCAAGGACCCUGGCAGCUAAGAUUCAUGUCUCCCGAUGAACGCCUGCCAGCAGGCAAAUCAGUCAUGGUUCACGUGGAAGACCUGGUGACGGCUAACGUCUAUCUCCUGUCCUACCUCGCGGAGUUCGUGGACGACAAUCAGCAUCUCUUCUUUGCCUCGGUUUCCCGAGGAUGGAGGGAUGUCUGGGGCAAGCGUCCGACGGUUACAAAGGCCCUGACGGCCGACACGUCGGUGCCGCAGCUCUCCCUCAGCUUCGAGUGUGGCCUGAGGCGGACAGCCGCGGUAUGCGAAACCGUCGCGGGGCUCGGCAGGCUGGAUCUCCUGCAGAGGGCAAGGGCUAUGGGGUGCCCGUGGAACGAGAACACGUGCUACGUUGCGGCAAAGGCGGGACACCUCCAUGUCCUCGUUUGGGCCCGGCAGAACGGGUGCCGUUGGGGGCGAGACACCUGCAUGGCUGCCGCCCGACAGGGACAUUUAGCGGUCGUCACGUGGGCAAGAUCAAACGGAGCGGCAUGGGACGUGUGCACGUCCGUCGAGGCUGCCGUGGGAGGUCACGUCCACGUUCUUCAAUGGCUUCGGGACAACGGCUGCGAAAUGGGUCCAAGCACCUGCGCCGGGGCUGCAAGGGGAGGGCAUCUUCGCGCUCUCCAGUGGCUUAGAGAAGCGGGUUGUGCGUGGAACUCCAACACGUGCUCAAUGGCGGCAGAAGGAGGGCACCUGGACGUGCUCAGCUGGGCCCGGGCUAACGGCUGCUGCUGGGACAAGGACGCCGUGACUUUCGCUCGAGAGAACGGACACGGCCAUGUAACUCGCUGGGCGGCUCGAGCGAGACUGCUGGCGUGAGGGUGUGCUGCCCCGGGGGGAGUCCGCCUUUGAAGAACGCUGCUGCAUGGGUUUGCGGCUACCGGGCGGCCCUCAGUGAUUCCACGGAGUAAAGAAAUGCCUUUCUGAAAGGAGGGUGCGGUUGCAUUGGGUGGUUGAGUGGGUUUCGCCAAUAACCAGUUGCGGCGUGAGGAGGCCGAAAAUGUCACUUUUCAAAUACCUGGUGACACGUUUUGUGUUGUCGUUUCUCAGGGUUGAAUGGCGGUGUCGUACAAGACCGGGAGGGAACGGGCAACUGUUUGACGUGGGAAUCGAUUUUCGAUGUUUUUAGUAACCUAGCAAGGGACAGAAUCACUGCGUUUUUAGACGAACAUGUAUCUUUUCGUUCCUCACCCUUGAGAAGUGUCGGAUGCGUCGGCCAUGUCGUGCUCGCGAAGCGACUGGCUAGUUGUACAUGUCAUCUGAUGGACACUCCGUAUGCAUGCAUUGCUCGUUUUACGUAUAUCACUUUGCAGUGCGAUAUCGCCUGUUGCAUGUGCCUGCCACACGUGCUGAGUAGUAGACAGUGAUGUUGUACAACGCAGGGGUCUACCCCAACCAGUCCGGAGGAGCCUGUGCGAACCGCAUGAUGUUGGGCGAAACAGAUUCGUUGGUUGUUCGGAAAUGAGUGUCGUUGUCUAUCUCAGACUGCCAAGACAAGGAAAGGACCCGACCGCUUCAGCAUGGUACAAGUAGCGUUUUUUGCACGUUUUUCCGUGCGGUCGAGUAUUGCACAGUUCCUAAAUAAAUGUCAAUUAUUCUCUAUUCGAAUCUGCGUGCACAAGUUUUGUUUUUUUUUCGUAGCUUCUGCGGGUACCAUAUGUUUUUAUUUCGAUCGGUGCGAAUAAGAUAUGAACAACGGCGAUGGUAAUGUGGUGUAGGCAAACAUUAAAACUCUUCGGAAUAUACAAAAUGAUCGUGAUUGAUCUUUUAAAGCAGCACAUGAGGGCACGAUUUAGCACGAAUUAAAAUCGGUGGGAGUUUGAUCAUGUAUUUGCAUUAAAGUACCAAGAGUUAGAUAGGUGGGAAAUGAGUCGUGUAGUGGCAUGCAUGCAGUGCAAAGACGACCGAGUUCGGUGUCACGAUCACCCUCCCUCCUCGGCUAGGCUUUCUUUUGGCAUCAGGGCGGAGAAAGCAGUAGCAACAUGCUUAUCGAGGCGAGAGAGGUUGAAUUGGUUUGUUGCGUGUUUGAACCGUAAGGAAUGUUGGAGAGGAACGGGGGAUAACUACCGGAAUAAAAAGCUCUCUCUGGCUCAUUUCUUGUGCGAGAGGGGAUGCCGCCCUGCAACAUCCUUCAUACUUUUAUGUUGUGUAUGUAAGACCAAAGGCACGCCCCCUGGCGACCUAUUAUAAGAUCUGCCUCUGGGCUCGUUUCUUACUGCAGUUCUUCCUUGGAGAUAAUCCGACAUCAAAGUCAAAGUCAAUAGGGAGGUCUUGCUGUAACGAAGCACCUGUUUGUCUUCAUUCAGGCUAGCUUUCGCAUUUUUGGCACAAAGUUCAAACUCUAGGAUUUUAUGGAUGGGGUCCAAUAGUCUAUGUAGGGGUGCCUGUUCAAGUCGCGUGUGGACCCCUCCUUGUGUGGCAGAAGGAAGUCUACAGAAGAAGCGUGAUGUACAACAGUGUUUUGUUUCAUGUCUCCGUUGAAACAACGAGCUCUCUUUGUCAGGGUGCAUAUUGCUGUGAUUGGGAAGAGCUGUCUCUGGCUGGUCGAAGCAAAUCUGAACGGGAGUGAAGACAUGCGCGACGGCCAGGGCACACUACUGUUUUGCAUGAUGCGUGUUCAUCAUAACAAAUUCGUGUAGCCCACUCUCCCACCUUCAUGGUGCCGAGUUGGUUUGACCUGGUCGUCUGUAAACCUGACGACAGCACCACCUGAGUUUGUUUGCGGGGGGGCCGAAGCGGUAGCUGAUUCGGGGGCUACCGUGUUUGUUUGGGGCACACCCACGGGUAUAAGAACGUGAUUCCUGAUUUUUUUUGUUUGCGGCUUCGGUGUUGGAGCGAUGGGCUCAAGUUCCCGCUUGGGCGAUAAUAUUAAAUGUUUUUUUUCUCAUGUUCCCGUCGGUACUUGAGCCCUUCAACAACGCCCCCACAAGCUAGGUAAAGGGGGAGUGUUGGCCUGAACAGCGAUAAGCCCGAGAGAAGUAGCUCGCCCGUACAAUGUUCGGGGCGCAUGAACACAGAGCAAUGCAGGCGACUCUACUGCGUCAAUUGGGCGAGCGAUUAGAUUCGAUCCUUGACUUGGUUGUCAAGUCCUGCUAAUUCCUCUUUGGUGUAGUUUGGGGUUGGCCUGAUCUGCGAGGACUAACGAACGGGAUGAGCACUUCCAUCCAUAUGGCUCGAGAGUAACAUCCUCAGACCUGGUUUGUUCUUAGCCGCUUGUAACUUUCCGACUUACAUGUAUCAAUAUCAAUUGUUUUACUCCGUAUAUCUGCUUGAGUUUGGGUGUUUUUCUUGCCCUGCCAUCCCCGUUUGUGUUGCUACAAAGCAGCCGAGGAUCGUUCGCGUUGGUGGGAGUCACGCAUACUCUCGAUGUGCCUUGUGUAGACAGCAUAGCUCGUGAGCGCCAGAGAGCACAAACAGGUUCUUUGGCUCUGACAUUUACACUACCGAAUAAACUGCAAAGAGGGCAGAACAACGGUGUUGUUUUUUUUUUGUUUGUUUUUCUCCCAU
Messenger RNA from Ectocarpus sp. CCAP 1310/34, 3738 nucleotides. The record is from the annotation of a GenBank genome assembly. NCBI's taxonomy places the organism in Eukaryota, Phaeophyceae, Ectocarpales, Ectocarpaceae.